AUGGCCAAUUCCGAGGCGGGUCCCAGCAGCUACCGGCCAUCUACACCACCACCUCGCCCUCCAGAGAACCUGGAAUUGACCCCAGAAAUGAUCAAGAGAGUGGAGAUCAAUCGCUUAAGAGCAAAGGCAAAACAGCGUGAGCGCGAACUCGAAGCGUCCACAUCCUCCGCCCCUAACGCUAACGGCAAGCGUCCGCUGGGCGUCAUACCCGCGUCUUCAACGUCGCCCACCGCCCCUAAGCCCCAACCGAAACUGAGGCGCGAUUCUCGGCUCGGAAAGUACUUUGAAUAUGACUUGUCUAAGAUGGUCAACUCCAAGGGUGGCUUCCUGCUCGAGGAUGGCAAGGAAGCGGACGCGGAAUUGAUGGCGAAGGAGAAGGAACGAGAAAGACAGAGGGCUAUGCAGAAUUUGGACCCUCCUUUAUUCCUUGAUCCCAAGCUUAACCCAAAGUGUAACGAGUGCCAGUCCGUCGACAUAGAUCAGACAUACAAGAAAGUGUUUGGAUGUCUAGUCUGCAAUAAAUGCAAGAACGAGAAACCAGAGAAGUAUAGUCUUCUCACAAAGACAGAGUGCAAGGAGGAUUAUCUCUUGACGGACCGUGAGGACACUCAUAAUGCAGCCGAGCUACGCGAUCAGGAACUCAUGCCGCAUCUCCUCAAAGCCAAUCCGCACAAGUCGACUUUCGCGAACAUGAUGCUCUUUCUGCGAUAUCAAGUAGAGGAUUUCGCAUGGAAGAAAUGGGGGACCCCGGAGGCAUUGGAUGCCGAGUAUGAGCGGCGAAUGGCAGAGAAGAAGAAAAAGAAGAAAAAAAAAUUUGAAGAGAGCUUGAGGGAGCUCCGGCGUCGAACCAGGGAGACUGUGUGGCAGAGACGGAAGGAUCAGGAGCAUAAACAUGUCUUCGGUGUCGUUGAGAAGGGCCGAGACGGAGCUGGCAAACAGAUGACGGAAGUCAGUAGACAGGAAGAACACGAGCAGAUCGCGACCUCCCUCGAGGUAGAACAACUAGAUGUGAAUCUAUUCCGCUCAAAGUCCCUUUGGCUGCCUGUACGCGCAAGAGGUGUAUAUGGUGGCCAGGUCAUCUCUCAGGCACUUGUCUCGGCUACAAAUUGUGUAGACCCUGCAUAUGGACUGCACUGUUACUUCUUACUGGGCGCAUCACCUGCGGACCCUGUAAUAUACCACGUCGGGCGAGUUCGCGACGGCCGCUCGUAUGUAACGCGAUCCGUCAAGGCGACUCAACGUGGGCGCACAGUAUUCGUUAUGCUGUGUUCGUUCCAACGGCCAGAACUUGGACAGCCCGUCUAUCACUGGCCAAUGCCCACUGGUGUCCCCCAACCAGAAUCUUGCGAGGACGUAGAGGGUUACUACGAGCGAAUGCUCGGAUAUGAGGGACUUGAUUCGAAGCUCAAGGAGUAUGCUAAGGAAUACACGACGGAGCGCAAGAAGAGCCCCAUGGCCAUCAAGAAUGCAGGUAUUACGAACUCGUCGGAUGGCGCUGUGGUCUACAUGUGGUGGUUCAAGGCUAGAAACAUACCCAAAUAUGACGCACCAUUCCAGAAGUGCAUUUUGAGUUACAUAUCUGAUUCUCAAUUUAUCGGUGUUGUCCGUCGGACACUUGGCUUGAAUGAGCAUUACGAAGGACCCAAACAGCUUACCAUGCUGGUCUCACGCAUCACUAGUGAUUCAUUUGAUUGCGGCGAUUGGUUGCUUUACGUCGUGGAAGCACCAAGGGCAGGCAGCGGGAGAGGUGUUGUGCAUGGUCGUAUGUACACUCGUACAGGAACUCUCGUUGCGGUAACGUCGCAGGAAGGCGUGGUUCGCGCGCGGGGAACUGCCGCACCUCCACAACCAAGUAAAGAUCAAUCUAAAGCAAAAUUAUAA
Postia placenta MAD-698-R-SB12 is the source of this 1881-nucleotide messenger RNA. RefSeq lists its product as hypothetical. The coding region runs from base 1 to 1881 and encodes 626 amino acids. The record is from RefSeq and is a predicted model, not a curated record. The transcript is spliced from 12 exons. Gene Ontology annotation, biological process: nucleotide-excision repair involved in interstrand cross-link repair; nucleotide-excision repair, DNA damage recognition; base-excision repair. NCBI's taxonomy places the organism in Eukaryota, Fungi, Basidiomycota, Agaricomycetes, Polyporales, Adustoporiaceae. Gene Ontology annotation, cellular component: nucleotide-excision repair factor 1 complex. Gene Ontology annotation, molecular function: damaged DNA binding.